AUGAGUGUCACCAGCGCAAAUCAAUUAAAUAAUGCCAACCAUGUGUCAUCGGCGAUUUUAUCGUCAGCGCCUGACCCAAACGAAAUGUUAACAACAACAGUUGCUAACACAACAGAGUGGGAGCAAAAUUUCGAGGCAAAAAUAAAAGAUCUAUCGCCUGGCGAACAGGAAGCCGUGCGUCGGUUCUGGAGGUCAGUGGUGAUGCGUAAUGCGCCGCGUUUGUUUGGUGAUGAAAAUGGUCGUCUUCCUCAAUUAUAUGCCGGCAAUCCGGCUGUAGCAUCUGCCGCAGCGGCGGCUAAUGUGCGCAACUGCAAUUGCUGUCCGUACGGUUACCACAUCGAUUUGGAUUUCGUGCGCUACUGCGAGUCGCUAGCUAAUGCCAAGCCAUCGGAAGAGGAGCUGCGGCGGCGAAGUCGGCGGCGUUCGCGUAAAUCAAUGGAAUUCAUGCUGGGUCUGGAUGCGAUGUUCGAGCAAUGGGAUGCUGCAGCGCGUGUGCAGGCAGUGCCAGAGGUGCCCCACGAGAGUGACUCACCCGAUUCGCCACGCCUGCUGCCGCCACCCAUACCUUCAGCACCCGCUGCCUCACACAUCGCUUUCUGCACUUCUACGCCGCGUCCACGUUCCUCAUCGGUGCCGCGUUACACAUACGAAAGCAGCAGUAGUGGUGCGCCUCGUGCUGAAUCACCCUUUGGCACCGCGUCAUCAACAUGUUCUUCAGUGCGCGGCGCGGAGAGUGAUGCGCCCUACAGUAUAUUACGCCAGCGCCAAAACAGAGAACAUCAAUCACGCCGCGACGCGCCUGAGACACGCGCUUUUCUGCGCGAAGCACUUGAUGAGGUGUGCAGCGAUUUUGAACGUACGCUGGAGCGCACAUCGUUGCGGCGCAAGAAAGCGGUCAGUUGUAAUGAGCGUGAUGGUGGUUUCAAUGGCGGCGGUGCUGGUGGCUUGUUCAAUGGUCAAUUAUCCGCCACCGGCUAUGGCAUGGCAAGUGAUCGUAAUAACAAUCAUCAGCCGAUGUAUGCAAUGAAGACGGAUUUGCAGCCGCCGAAGUUGGGUAAUGCAGCGUGGUUGCGUGAUAAUUUCACGCGUAACGGCUACAGCUGCAAUGGCAAGCGGCUGUGUUAUGGCUGGGAGCGGGAAACUGCUGAGAAAUCGAUGGAUUCUUGCGUUGCUAGCAACAAGUCGCCGCGUACAACGCGCUACCUAGCGAAGGCCGCUGCCGCGCUACCCGUACACCAGAAACUUUCGCCUGCCGAGCAGCAGUAUGAGUCAUAUGUGCAGGCCACAGUGGCGGCGAAUGCAAAAUCGCCGGUUGAGCAGUUGGUACCACCACCGCCGCCACCGCGUCGUCAUGUACCACAACCACACAAGCUGCUGAGUCCCAACAAUGGUGAAGCGGAGCUCACAGAUGCAGAUGAAGUUGAUAAGAAACCAUUAACUACAGAUGAUAGCGUCAUACCCGUGAACUCCGAAAAGCAGAGCAUUUUACCAGCAUCAAGCAACGGCGUGGAAAGCAGUACAUCAACGGACGCGCAAACGCUGUACAGUAUACGUCAACAGAUGGCACUGAGCUUGAGGCGCAUGAAAGAUUUGGAAGAACAGGUUAAGACCAUACCGGAGUUACAGCACGAGCUAACACAAUUGCGUGACGAGAAGCAGCGGUUACAGCAAACCCUGCAGCGAAAAGAAGACGAAUUGCAGCGCGCGCGUGAGCCGCCGCGUCCUUCGGCCUCACCUAGUCCAGCGGCAAGCUUAAAAAAUGGCUCUACAGCACAGUUCACGCCACAACGCAUUAGCCCUGUCUCAUUGGAAAGUUUAGGUUCAAGAUUGCGCGCCAACUCAAAUAGCUCCGAGCGUCAGCUGCGCACACCGACAAUACUAAAGCGUGAUGUAGGCACUAUGUGUGGACUGCAUGCGACGCGAGAUAUUGCUGUUGGCAGUCCCGUGCAAAUCGUGCGUAGUGUUGGCACAAGUCCCAUACAGCAGCUGCGUAGCAUUACCGAGGCCCUCUACUCACAGUGGGAAUUGGAAGAGCAUACGCAGAUGGCGAUAACGCGUUACGAAGAGGAGCGCGCUUUGCAGCAGUUUAAAAAAAUGUCGCACGUUGGCAUACAAGUGCAGGCACCACGUUGCAUUGAUAGCGGCGCGCAAACCACAGCAGAACCAAAAGUACUUAAGAGCUCAGUCAGCACUAUGGCCAACCCAACAACACUUGAAGCGUACGUAAAUUGCCGUCCUGAAACGCGUUCUGUUGCCACCUCAGAAGACAAUAUUUUAGAUCCGCUAUGUGAUAAGUGUCGAGUCGUGAAACGCACCGUCGCUAGCAGCACGGAAGAUCCCGGUUUCAUAAAAGUCAAAUCGGUUUCACUGAAACUGCUCGACUCACCUGAGUUUCUGCGCAGCAAAACAUUCUCACUUGGUGAACAUGAUCGACUCGGGCGUAUACGCAAAACCACAGGCACACAAUAUACGCCAGUGCCAGUGCAUAGCGCCGGCUGCCAAACGGCGACUACUUAUGUGCACGCUGUUGGUGUACAAUGUGAGCCCGAACAACGAAAUGUCGGCGUUCAAAGCGAUGUAGCCUACGAAACACGUCAAACAGAUACGCGCGAUCUAAUACGACUUUGUGCCACACAAACCAGCACCGAGGAAUAUGUACCGCCGCCACCUGUUGUAGUAGAACCACCAAAAGUGGUUGUGCAGAAACCCACACCACCACCGAAACCAAGUAUGCGUACAACAGCCAGCAAUACCGACGCGCCGCGUAUGGUAGAUUAUGGCAUCAACACAUUGCCGCCGGCACCUAUACGCCAUACAGCAGCCAACACAGACACUGUGCGUAAGCGUGAUAUUGGCUGUGGCGAUGUGGUAAAACCGCACAUUUCCAUAGCCUGCGCUGACAAUUACUGUGAUUCCUGCAAAGACGCGAUUAAAAAUUUGGCAAAGGACUUUUCAAAAGUGCUCUCGCCACAAUCGCCACCCUCACCACGCCUGCGUCCUCCAGCGCCAGUGCGUAGUGCUUCGAUGGACUCGCGCAUACCGCUGCGAAAGAAUGUUCCGCCCAGUCCCAGCCCGGUGCGUCGCACCUUCCAACGCCAGAAUACGUAUACAAUAACAACGACGCCGGAGAAGCAAACUAUCACGAGGAGUGCCACAGCGAGUUCGCUGCACGAGAAGCCGCCCGCAAUUGCCCACUUCCUGCCACCUGACUCCGUAAGUGAAACACAGAGUUUCAUCACCGAGCCCAUCACUGCACUUAAAUCAAGCAGCGCUAAGGCAACAGCGCCCAAAGCUAAUACCGGCAUACCUGUGCUCUCAUCAGCGGCUAGUUCACGUCGCGCCUCCGAUGCCAGUCAGAAACGCAGUGAAACUCUUGAAACAGGCAAAGACGAUGAGACGAUGCCACUCCAGCCGAGUCUUGAUGGUCUAAUUGUGCGUGAGGAGAAACGUGUUAGUGUCAGUUGGUCGCGUGAUGCCUCACCAGCUCCGCAUAAAGAUGGCGCCGGCAAUUCCCCUCACCGCUCGCUGGAGAGCUCCUACAAUGAAAAGUUAAAGGAGGCCGAAGUUUUAGACGAGGAAAGUGAGGAGAAAGAAAAUGAGGAUGCUGUAGCUGUGGCCGAUAUGUCAAAGGGCGCGCGCCGCAAGACGACAACACUCAAAUCUAGUCAUAUCUCAAGAAAAGAAGCGGGACGUAUGGAAACCACUGCCGUUACCGCUAAGGUUGAGUCAAAGCAAGAGAAAAACGAAUUGGAAGAGCGACCACCAUCGAAGGCUUUGUUGCAGAAACUGGCAAUGGUUGAGGCGGAACCACGACAAAAAUUCGUUCCGCCUGCUGAUAUGCUAAACGCUUUGAAAACAAUAAAUAAUUCAUUGUUGAAGAAGAUCGACGCUAAGUCUUUAUCGGCGGCUAGCUUGAAGUCCUCUAAAUUGGUGAUUCAACAGGAAUGGUUUCGCGUUUCCAGCACCGAGAAAGCAAAUCCGCAUGAGGUGGAGGACUAUUUGGACUGUUUUGAAGAAAUGUCAGUGGCGCUCUUGGAGUACUGUGUCAAUAUGGUGGAUGCUAAUGGUAACACAGCAAUGCAUUACGCGGUCUCGCACGGCAAUUUUGACGUCGUAUCCAUUUUACUCGAUUCAAAGGUUUGCAAUGUAAACCAAAUGAAUAACGCUGGAUACACAUGUGUGAUGCUCGUCUCAUUGGCAAAGCUGAAAAACGCUGCGCAUCGCACAGUCGUACAACGACUGUUCCAGAUGGCCGAUGUCAAUAUACGAGCCAAAAAGCAUUGCCAGACCGCAUUGAUGCUGGCUGUGUCCCAUGGUAACAACGAAAUGGUCGAGCUGCUGUUGGCCGCUGGCGCCGACAUCAAUAUACAGGACGAGGACGGCAGCACGGCGUUAAUGUGCGCAGCGGAGCACGGACGAACGGAUAUUGUGAAGCAUUUGUUGUCACAGCCUGACUGCGAUUCGCUUAUAGUGGAUGUGGAUGGCGCUACGGCUUUCAAGAUAGCCUGGCAGGCUGGGCAUCGCGAUCUGGGUCUCUUGCUGUACGUGCAUGAGCAAAUGCUGCGCAGCAAGCAACCGAACCGUGGUGAUGCUACGCGAGUCUCGAUGGAACUGCCGCGUGGCACAAAGCCUCCGAAGUGAAGUGCUUUCAGAGUGCCGUUCGAAAAGGGCUCGAAAUUUUUUGUAACUUAAGUAAAAAUUAGUCCACUUAAAAAUUUUUUUUAAGGAAACGAGAAGCAUGAGAAAUUUUGAUUAACAGAGAGAUAUUGCUUAUUCAAUUAGAAUUAGUUUCAAAUGAAAUUAUUUGAAAAAAA
This is a messenger RNA of Ceratitis capitata (Mediterranean fruit fly), 4814 nucleotides long. RefSeq lists its product as uncharacterized. Gene Ontology annotation, molecular function: protein binding. The record is from RefSeq and is a predicted model, not a curated record. The transcript has 11 exons. Lineage: Eukaryota; Metazoa; Arthropoda; Insecta; Diptera; Tephritidae. Bases 1 to 4641 code for a protein of 1546 amino acids. Gene Ontology annotation, cellular component: cytoplasm; cytoskeleton. Gene Ontology annotation, biological process: negative regulation of actin filament polymerization.